Bombyx mori (domestic silkworm) is the source of this 1505-nucleotide messenger RNA. It is a transcript of the gene Spx, whose product is annotated as spliceosomal protein on the X. The record is from RefSeq and is a predicted model, not a curated record. Gene Ontology annotation, molecular function: RNA binding. The coding region runs from base 434 to 1462 and encodes 342 amino acids. Gene Ontology annotation, biological process: positive regulation of mRNA splicing, via spliceosome. Gene Ontology annotation, cellular component: U2 snRNP; nucleolus; U12-type spliceosomal complex. Lineage: Eukaryota; Metazoa; Arthropoda; Insecta; Lepidoptera; Bombycidae. The transcript has 8 exons.
UAUGUACUAACGUACCUACUACAUACAUAAUAAUAUUAAAUAGUAUUUUUUCUCGCUACUCUUUGGUAUUUCUUUGUCAACCUACCUACUCAAAAGAAAUAGAUCUACAUUUUUAAACUAUGACGUCAGAGGCUGCGGUUGUAAUGCUGGUUCGUUAGAGAGUGAAUCAAAAUGAACAAAGGAAUAAAUGUGGAUCAUACAACAAAAUCGUUAGAAUCCCAGGAAUUUAAAAAACAAACACACUUUCACAAAAUACCCCUAAAGGCUCAAAAUGAUCCAUAAUAUCGCGGCUAUUGCCGUUUAUGGAUAUAUUUAAAUUCCAGUAUUUGAUACUUUAGAUGCGUUGCGUGGACUUCAUUGAAAAAUGUCAAUGUCAAACCGAAGAAAACAAACGCUUCGCGGUAGUAUAUGAGCUGUCAAAUCUUUUGAAAAAAUGGCAGCGGGGCCUAUUGCUGAAAGAAAUCAAGAUGCAACGAUUUACGUUGGCGGUCUCGAUGACAGGGUAACUGAGAGUUUGUUAUGGGAGCUCUUCGUGCAGUCGGGGCCAGUAGUAAAUGUUCACAUGCCCAAAGAUAGAGUGACUCAGACACAUCAGGGCUAUGGAUUUGUUGAAUUUAUGGGUGAAGAAGAUGCUGACUAUGCAAUAAAGGUCAUGAACAUGAUAAAACUAUAUGGAAAGCCUGUAAGAGUGAACAAAGCAUCAGCACAUCAGAAGAACUUGGAUGUGGGAGCAAAUGUGUUCAUUGGAAACUUAGAUCCUGAAGUAGAUGAAAAGUUAUUAUAUGACACAUUCUCUGCAUUUGGAGUUAUAUUACAGACACCUAAGGUAAUGAGAGAUCCUGAAACAGGAAAUUCAAAAGCUUUUGCUUUUAUUAACUUUGCAUCAUUUGAAGCCUCGGAUGCAGCAAUUGAAGCAAUGAAUAACCAGUAUCUAUGUAACAGGCCAAUAUCAGUUUCAUAUGCAUUUAAGAAGGAUGUGAAAGGGGAGAGGCACGGAUCAGCAGCAGAGAGAUUACUUGCUGCACAAAAUCCACUAUCGCAUGCGGACAGACCUCACCAGUUGUUUGCCGAUGCACCACCUACGUUGAUGGGGCCUGUGCUAAUGGCACCACCGCCGCCGCCCACACCAUCCCCGAUGCCACCACAAGGACCUCCAAUGAAUGCGCGACCACCACCACCAUUGCCUAUGUCAGCGCCGCCGCCACCGCCAUCUUCGAUGCCUCCUCCCGGUCCACCACCGCCUCCAGGCCCUCCACCACCACCUCCACCAUUCCAUCAUUUCCCGCCUCCGCCAUUCGGUCCGCCAGGGUUUGGACCACCACCCCCACCUGGUGCUCGUCCUCCACCACCAUGGAGACCACCGCCUCCAUCAUUCAGGCCGCAGUUCCCUCCUCGUGGGCCUCCGCCGUUUGGGCAUCCCCCGUUUCCGCCGCAUCCACCUGAACCAAACUAUAAUUAUUGAGUGCUGAUAGGGAAAGGACUGAAAUAAAUAGUGUAAUUUUGCA